This is a messenger RNA of Hippocampus comes (tiger tail seahorse), 1275 nucleotides long. RefSeq names its product serine and arginine rich splicing factor 9 (gene srsf9). The transcript is spliced from 5 exons. Gene Ontology annotation, molecular function: mRNA binding. Lineage: Eukaryota; Metazoa; Chordata; Actinopteri; Syngnathiformes; Syngnathidae. Bases 114 to 845 code for a protein of 243 amino acids. The record is from RefSeq and is a predicted model, not a curated record. Gene Ontology annotation, cellular component: cytoplasm; nucleus.
GGCUGCCAACCAGCCAUCUUACGCGGAAGCCGGAGGAAAGCUCGAGUUGGUCGCAUUGGCGCAAGAAAAGGUGUUUGGUACAUCCUAAACGCAGGGCAUCUUAUUCCUUCACCAUGUCGGAGGGCCGGAUCUAUGUCGGGAAUCUGCCAAUGGAUGUCCAGGAGAGGGACAUUGAAGAUCUCUUCUACAAAUAUGGAAAAAUUCGUGAGAUUGAAUUGAAGAACAACCGAGGCACUAUCCCGUUUGCCUUUAUUCGAUUUGAAGACCCACGGGAUGCGGAUGACGCAGUCUAUGGAAGGAACGGAUAUGGAUAUGGAGACUCCAAACUACGUGUGGAGUAUCCUCGAUCCUCAAGUAAAUUUAAUCCAAUGGGAGGUGGAGGUGGUGGUGGAGAUAGAGGAAGUGGACCCAGAGGACGAUUUGGACCCCCGACACGGAGGUCUGAGUUCCGUGUGAUAGUGACUGGAUUACCGCCAAGUGGCAGUUGGCAGGAUCUGAAAGAUCACAUGCGCGAGGCAGGCGACGUCUGUUUUGCCGACGUGCAGCGCGAUGGGGAGGGCGUGGUGGAAUUUCUCCGCCGAGAGGACAUGGAUUACGCUUUGCGCCGACUGGAUCGCACAGAGUUCCGUUCUCACCAAGGUGAGACCGCUUACAUCCAUGUCUACGAGGAUAGAGGCACCCCCAACUGGGGUCGCUCGCGGUCCCGCUCCAGAUCCAGAGGACGCUUUUCGCCGCCCUACCGAGGAUCACCACCACCACGUUACCAGUCCCCUCCUCGCAUGUCCCGCCAUAGUCCGCCUCGGAGAUCAUCCAACCACAGCCCGCCACCUCGUCACUACCGCUAAAAGCUUAGGAUUCACGGAGGAAACUAAGGAGAAUGUUCUUUUUUUUUUUUUAAACCACCUUUGCCAUCGUAAGACUUUGUUUCUUCCUGCAUACAUUCCAUGGCUACUUCCCUUUUUGUGUGUGUGUGUAACUUUAAUAUCCUUGUGUGUUGUCUCCGCGCAAGAUUUUGACCCAUUUGAUAUGCAUCCUGAAUUAGUUUGCUCAAAUUACUUUUCACAAUGUUAAAAUAUCGAGCAGGUAUAGCUUUGCAGCUUUAGCUUAGAAAAUUGUUUUCGUGUAGAAUCUGAUGCUAAUCUGAUUUAGAACAAAUUAGUGAAACUUCAAAUCUCGACACUGCAAACCAUAUAUUUUUUUGUAAGCAUCUGACUGAAGUAGAUGGAAUUACCAUUUUGUGUGCAUCUGUACUUUUACAAUAAAAUGUUAACUUUC